Molecule: messenger RNA, 1252 nt
Organism: Ochotona curzoniae (black-lipped pika)
Lineage: Eukaryota; Metazoa; Chordata; Mammalia; Lagomorpha; Ochotonidae
Gene: BLVRA
Product: biliverdin reductase A
Exons: 8
Coding region: 258-1148 (296 amino acids)
Biological process (GO): heme catabolic process
Cellular component (GO): cytoplasm
Molecular function (GO): zinc ion binding; nucleotide binding; biliverdin reductase [NAD(P)H] activity
Source: RefSeq, a predicted model, not a curated record
UCCACACGUGGGGCCCAGAGGCCGGGAGGGGGACCCUUCACCUGCUUUCUGUGCAGGGAGCAGGGUGGAGGCGGAGACCCUGCAUCGGGUCUCCUGGUGCAGGCAGCCAAUGGGAGCCGCGCGGGAGCCGGAGCUGCGCAUCCGCUUCGGGGGCGGCGGUGGCGGUGGUUGCCCUGGCGCCUCCCGGGACCACGCGGUCGUGCGGGGCUGGAGCAGAGCUGAGCGCCCCGCACCAGUCACUGAAGGAAGAGAUAAAGAUGGAGGCAGAGCCUCAGAGGAAGUUUGGCGUGGUGGUGGUUGGUGUUGGCAGAGCGGGCUCUGUGCGGAUACGGGACUUACUGAAUCCAGACCUUUCUUCUGCCUGCCUGAACUUGAUUGGCUUCGUGUCCAGACGAGAGCUCGGGUGCAUCAGCGGGGUCCCGCAGAUUUCCUUGCAGGACGCUCUUUCCAGAGAGGAUGUUGAAGUUGCCUUUAUCUGCAGUGAAAGCUCCAGCCAUGAGGACUACAUCAGGAAGUUCCUAAAUGCUGGCAAGCAUGUCCUUGUGGAAUACCCCAUGGCGCUGUCUCUGGCAGCCGCUCAGGAGCUGUGGGGGCUGGCUGAGCAGAAAGGAAAAGUCUUGCAUGAGGAGCAUAUUGAACUCCUGAUGGAGGAAUUUGCAUUCCUGAAGAAAGAAGUGACGGGGAAAGACCUGCUGGAAGGCUCGCUUCUCUUCACAGCUGGCCCCUUGGAAGAAGAGCAGUUUGGCUUCCCCUCAUUCAGUGGCAUCUCUCGCCUCACCUGGCUGGUGUCCCUCUUUGGGGAGCUUUCCCUUGUGUCUGCUACUUUGGAAGAGCAGAAGGAAGACAAGUACAUGAAGAUGACUGUGCGCCUGGAGACCAAGAGUCAGCGCCCGCUGUCCUGGAUUGAAGAGAAAGGACCUGGUUUAAAACGAAACAGACAUAUAAGUUUCCACUUCAAAUCGGGAUCCCUGGAGAAUGUGCCACAUGUAGGAGUCAAUAAGAACAUUUUCCUGAACGAUCAGAACAUAUUUGUCCAGAAACUCCUGGGCCAGAUCUCUGAGAUGGAACUGGCUGCUGAAAAGAAACGCAUCCUACAUUGCCUGGGACUGGCAGAAGAAAUCCAGAAAUCCUGCCGCCAGAGCAAGUGAGAGCUGGGAGCUACGCUACCAGGCCUCUCUGGAACCAGAACAGCACAUGUGUCCCCAGGUGACCCUUAUGUCUGUUCUGACAAUUAAACACAUUGGGUAAACUA